AGAUAAGAAACCGACUUUUUCAUCGUCAAAAUCACCUUUAAGACUUUUCAGUCUACCUUACUUACUUCAUUAAAAUCUCCAUUUUUUCUACAUUCUCUCUCCUCGAAGAAACACAAGAAAAAGCUUCAUCUUCAUUCAUCAAUGGCUUCCAUAAAACCCUACAUCAUCAUUUUCUCUCUCUUCAUCAUCUUCUCUCUCUCCAACUCUGAAUCUCCAGAAUCCGUCUUCGACAUCCUCCCUAAAUACGGCCUUCCUAGUGGCCUCUUACCUAACUGCGUCAAGAACUACUCUCUCUCUCCUGAUGAUGGCCGAUUCAUCGUUGAUCUCGAGAAUUCUUGCUAUGUUCACUUCGAUUACUUGACUUACUACGAAAAACGUAUCACUGGAACCCUAAAAAUCGGGUCAAUUACUGAUUUGAAAGGAAUUCAAGUCAAGCGAUUCUUCAUUUGGCUUAAUGUUGAUGAAAUUAAGGUCGAUUUACCUCCUUCAGAUUCUAUUUACUUUCAGGUUGGAAUUAUUAACAAGAAGCUUAGUGUUGAUCAGUUUCAAACUGUUCAUUCUUGCGGUUCUGGUACUUCUGCUUCUCGUGGAGAGUUUCGUUCUUGGAAUCGUUUCUUCGAGCUUCCACCUCCUACUGGUACAGAAAUCCAAAUGCUUCUGACAGAAUAGAAGACAUGCAUCACUUAGUAGUGAUGAGUGAAGCGUAGAGGUUAUUUCUCUAUUCCCCAUAGUCUUAUAGCAGAUGCUGAGAUGGCCUUGCCGUAAAAUGGAUGUUUGGUCUCCAGACUGCUUAAGAUAAGUAUAAUAUGUACAUAACCUCGUGCUUCGAGGGCUUGCAUACUUGCGAGUAGUGUAGAACUCUUCUCCGAUACAAAACCGGAGAUAAUGUAAUAGUAAUAUCCACGGAUAUGUAUGUAGAACAAUUUGUGAUGGAUCUUUUAUCUAUCCAGGAACCUACUCAUGUUUUUUUA
Molecule: messenger RNA, 971 nt
Organism: Beta vulgaris subsp. vulgaris (sugar beet)
Lineage: Eukaryota; Viridiplantae; Streptophyta; Magnoliopsida; Caryophyllales; Amaranthaceae
Exons: 2
Coding region: 142-669 (175 amino acids)
Source: RefSeq, a predicted model, not a curated record